UCAACUAUACUAUUUAGUUUCUAGGGGGGUUUAGUUAGGGUAGGGACAAGGGAGUUAUGAAUCGGUAGAUGAGAGCGGUGAGGUGAGGAGAGCAUCCACUGCCAUCCAAGUACAAGGAAUCGUUUGUGUAAUACCUCCGUAUUUUUCGUGACAUAUACCUGGAGAAAGGAUAAAUCAUGGCUCGUACAAAGCAGACCGCGCGUAAAUCUACCGGAGGAAAGGCUCCCCGAAAACAGCUCGCAACAAAGGCAGCACGUAAAAGUGCACCUUCCACCGGAGGAGUCAAGAAGCCUCAUCGUUAUAGGCCCGGUACUGUUGCUCUUCGAGAAAUUCGAAGAUACCAAAAGUCCACUGAAUUGUUGAUCAGAAAAUUGCCCUUCCAACGAUUAGUUCGUGAAAUUGCACAGGACUUCAAAACUGAUCUUCGUUUCCAAAGUGCGGCUAUUGGCGCUCUUCAGGAAGCAUCCGAGGCAUAUUUGGUGGGUCUUUUCGAAGACACUAAUUUGUGCGCUAUCCACGCCAAACGAGUGACAAUUAUGCCGAAAGAUAUCCAAUUGGCUCGGCGAAUUCGUGGUGAACGUGCUUAAGCAGCCUAAUUAUUACAUUAACGAUUACUAUUACUACCUAUCGAUAUGAUUAUCAAUAUUCGUAAAACAGUGGAUAUGAGAAACACUUUUUUCAUUCCCCUAAUUAAUAAUGUUUCAUUGCAUUUCACUAUCAAAAAAAAUCGUAUAGCAAAAUCAUAAUUAGAUGCAUAGAUUGCAAAAUAGCUUUUUAUCAAAAAACAAAAAAAAGAAGGAAAAUUCCCAUGGAAUCUCGUUUUCGAUUUAUUAAUAACAUGUUAUCAAUUUAUAUUCAUCAGCAACCCUUUUUGGAAUCUCAUUCUAAUUACAGUAAUUUUAAAUCUUUUUUGUAUUCAUCAAUUUGCUAAAUUUAAGUUAGUACUACUAUCGCGGUGUUAAUUGACAAAAAAAACAAACACUAGUUUCAUUGAUAAGAUUUGUGAUAUGACAAUUUGAUAAACUUUUUGAAAGAAAUUGAAAAAAAUUUAUAAAAAAUUGAAGCGAAUUCUCUUAAAAGGGUUUUUUCAAUUUCUCAUUUCCUUGUUUUUUUUUUUUUUUUAGUUAACUGACAAUUUUUGUUUAUGAAAGUCAGUCAUUCGUUUUUUUCCCUCGUUGCUCAUGAUCGUUCUUAUAAUUGUACUUGUAACUAUAUAAACAAUAGUGAGUCCUUUUAGAUAAUAAGAUGUUUCCUAUAGUUUGAUCCAAUAGUAAAAGAAAAAUAGCAAGUAACUUUAACACCUGGUUGUAUGAAAAUUAUGUUUAAUUGACUCUGGGACCUUCCUAGUUUUUGUGUGACAAAAUUCCCUAAUUUCUUAAAUAAAUAUUAAACACACAAUA
Molecule: messenger RNA, 1400 nt
Organism: Leptopilina boulardi
Lineage: Eukaryota; Metazoa; Arthropoda; Insecta; Hymenoptera; Figitidae
Product: histone H3.3A
Exons: 3
Coding region: 177-587 (136 amino acids)
Cellular component (GO): nucleosome
Molecular function (GO): DNA binding; protein heterodimerization activity; structural constituent of chromatin
Source: RefSeq, a predicted model, not a curated record